CUGGGAGGAGAGGGGGAGUAGUUAGAGACGGGGUGGUGUGCCGCUAGUGGGAUUUAGAGUGCACUGUUCUGUGGAGGAAGAUAGAGGAAGAAAGACAGAAUAAUAGUCCAGUCUCCUGGACAUUUCUGCUCCGAAAGAUGCUUUCCACGUUGGUGAUUUUCUUCUGUCUGUGUGGCACAGAGCCGCUGAGAUCCUGGGCUGAAGAUCCGACAGAGCUUGUGAGCAGGGAGAAUUCAAAAGGGGCGCAGCAGUCGAGGGGAGCUGGCGAUCAUUCUGGCAGGUCAUCUCCAGGCCAUGGUGGGGUGAACAGAGCCGUCCUGGGUGGAGGUCUAACCAUUGACACCUUGCCAGACAAUAUGACACAUGUGGUGGAGGAUCCCGGAAAGUACUACACAUGGCAGAGUUUUGGCCCAGAAAACAAACGUACCAAGGAAGUGUGGGUGGACAUGAGUGAUGCCCGGCAUGGUCAAGUCAGAGUCCAUGGUAUUCUGUCGAAUUCGUACCAACAGGCUGUGAAAGUUGCCUUGUCGUUUGACUUUCCUUUUUACGGACACAACUUGAGGCAGAUCACUAUAGCAACAGGAGGGUUCAUCUUCACUGGAGACCUCACUCAUCGCAUGCUGACCACCACACAGUACAUCGCCCCUCUGAUGGCCAACUUCGACCCCGGCCACACCAAAGAAUCAACCGUGCAGUACCUGGAUAAUGGUGAGGUGUUUGUGGUCCAGUGGGAGAAAGUCAGACUCGCUGGCAAAGAGUCCGAGGGGGCCUUCACCUUCCAGGCAGCGCUCCACAAAACAGGAGACAUCACAUUCAGCUACAAAGACAUUCCUCUACCCCUGACAGUGAUGAACACUCCGGAGCAUCCCGUCAAGACGGGCCUGUCUGAUGCCUUCAUGGUCACAACAACACCCACACAGUCAACGGGUCCACAAAGACAGACCAUAUAUGAGUAUCACCGGAUUGAUAUUGAUCUCUCAACCAUCACCAGCAGCUCUGCAGUGGAGUUCACCGCUCUGGCCACUUGUCUGCAGCACAAGAACUGCGAGAGCUGCGUUUCGUCAAAGCAAACCUCUGGCUGCAGCUGGUGUAACGUUCUGCAGAGGUGUUCUGAUGGGAUGGAUCGACACAGACAGGAAUGGUUGGAUUACGCAUGUUUAGAAGAGAGUGAAGAUACCACUUGUGAGGUUUACACAGGGGAUUACAGUUCGCUGACUCCAGAGAUGGAAGAUGUCACAUCACCUGCAAAAAGUGUUGUCUGUAAACAUAACGAUGACGCUACUGACUCAGACGGUGAUGCGAAGACAGCUUCCUCCACCACGACUCACCAGUGGCCCAACAUGGGGGUGAUUGCAGGAAUAGCUGCUGCUCUGGUUCUGCUUCUGGCUCUGGUGCUGGUAACUGUUUACAUCAGCUUCAACCCGUCUGUUGCAUCACCAUUUUACCUCACUCACCGCCGCAAGAGUUACUGGCCUUCCAUGAAGUUUCAGAAGCAGCAGUCGGGUUACACAGAAGUGGAAGGAAGUGGGCGGGAGAGUUUUGUCGAAGCUCCUCCAUGUUGAGGACACACCUAUUUUUUUCAAUCAAUC
Molecule: messenger RNA, 1589 nt
Organism: Synchiropus splendidus (mandarinfish)
Lineage: Eukaryota; Metazoa; Chordata; Actinopteri; Syngnathiformes; Callionymidae
Product: plexin domain-containing protein 1-like
Exons: 13
Coding region: 138-1562 (474 amino acids)
Source: RefSeq, a predicted model, not a curated record